Messenger RNA from Aureobasidium pullulans EXF-150, 3006 nucleotides. RefSeq lists its product as uncharacterized. Bases 387 to 2666 code for a protein of 759 amino acids. The transcript is spliced from 2 exons. The record is from RefSeq and is a predicted model, not a curated record. NCBI's taxonomy places the organism in Eukaryota, Fungi, Ascomycota, Dothideomycetes, Dothideales, Saccotheciaceae.
UGUUUGCUGAAAAGACAAGUUGCUGCAACUUGCACGUUUGAUGCAGGCUACCCACCCUCUGCUCAUAACGAUUCCACCAACGACUCCCGCGGCUUGGCGGUGAGACACUUACAUGCCUCGCUGCUCCAUCCCAGUCUUCUCCGAGUCAGAAGAUCAACGAACUCGCUUUCGCAAGUAACGGACAGCUGUACUGCAACAGUUUUGAUGGCGACAGGGCAACCACUAGUCGUCAUGGUUCAAGCUUGUCGGCUCAUAGAGCCCAUGUCCUCUGUGUUAUACCUUUCUGUUCGAUAUCAUCCAUUCAAACUUAACUUCCUACCAAGCGGUUCACAUCCGGUCUCCGAAACUCUGAUAAUACACGCAAUCGAUCGUUUGGAGACUCCAGGAUGUCCUCUGCCAAUUCCAUCUUGACACGCCUUGCAGAAGUAGAAGCUGAAAAGCACCUUCUCCAAUCACAACUCUCUUCUGUUCGCAAGAAUAGAAGUCCAGAGAGACCCAAGAGACAGACGGCGUUCCUCCAGAGCUCAAACAACGUCAAAUCUCCGGCAUCCACACUUGACAAAGUCACAGGCUGGCUCAAUAAUGACAAGCCUGCACAAAGAUCAUCGCACUCACCUCUAUUGGACUUCUUCACACAACACGAGCGCUAUCAUGUGGUCUUUGACAACAUCUAUCAACGACUAGAGAUCAAGGACAUAGUUGCUGUGAGUCGAACCUGUAAAAGGCUAUCGUCCUUUUACAGCAACAUGUUGCCCUGCCGCUGGAACAUAAAUCGACGACUUGCACGAUUCGUGAAUGACCCAAAAGAGUUCAGGUCACGACUAGGACAAGCUGAUGCCUUGAUAUCUGGAACGUUCGCUCUACUAUUUUUCGCGCAGCUAUACUGGCUAGACUCUGGACUCGAUAUCUACGUACGGCAAGGAGCCAAAGCAGACACAUUGAUUCGAUAUAUUGGCGAAGACAAGAGCUAUGAAUUUGAUCACAGUUAUGGAUGGUCAGACAACGAUCAACAUCGCACCCUCACCAAGGUUCUCAUCUUCCGAAGGACGGUACCGCCUGGAUCACCACAAAUCAGAUUCCACCUGACUCGAACGCUACCCUUGCACAGCAUCUUGACUGAUUGCGCUUUCUCAACUGCUCACGUCAACAUCAUCACAUGGAACAAGGCGUACUGCAUGUUUCCGAACGUCACCUUCAUCGAUCGCCGCAUGUACUUUCUACACAAUCCGGAUGAAGCUCUUGGACAAAUCUUGAGCAAAUACUCGGCCCAUGGGUGGCGUACAUCAGAAUGGGUAGACUACGAUCAGACUAAGGGGUGUAACAAGCCAGGGAUACGAGAGAACUUUCGAAGAGUAGGCGAUUCGUCUUCGUGGGUUAUACCUCUUAACCUUCACAAAAUACGGACACCUGAAAGUUCGGACUCGAUACUAGAGAGUUGCACCUUCCAGAUCUUCCCCGAUUCGGGACCCCAAAAGUCACGGCAUGCUGUCACAGGACUCAAGACUUUCAGCAUAGGCGCACAGAUCUUCUCAUGCUGCAUGCUAAAGCAUAAUUACACAUUCCACACGCCAGAUGCCAGCUGGAGCAGAUUUCUUCGAGAAAACCUCAGUCGAAUGAUUAUGCUCGAGAUACUCAAGACUGGAGAUGCUGAUCUCAUUGCCAGAACAAGGCAGCCAGACUUUAUGCUCGGCGAUCACAAGUGUUGUCCACUGCUACGCACGAGACCACGAUUCCAAAGACCCGAAGGCUGGGAGUAUGUUGACCACAUGAUACCUUCUUGGCUCGAAGAGUGGAAAUCGGCUCGGAGAAAUAGAACAGGCAGUAUCGACCUGACGCCACAUCCCUUGACUGUCAUACGUUCGAAGAAGCAGCCAUGCAAUGUACCCCAAACAUCGGAUCUAUCUUCGCCACCUCCCUUGCUUCCUCCACGCGCAAGAAGUAUGACAACAAGCAGGUUGCCAUCCAAGACAGUACCACCUCUGAGCUCGAGAAGUGACCACUUCCCUCUGUCGCUCAGAACGACUCAACAACCUCCCCCGAGGCUCCCUCGGUCAUCGUUCAGUCACAUGAACAUGCCACAGACUAUAACAACAAAGCUACCAGCUCUGAAGCCAUCGCCACGCCGUGUUGUCUCCGCUCAAAUUCAAUCUUCAAAAUCCGAAUCCAUGCUCUCUCACAAAAAGUCUGCUUCAACACUUUCUUUCAAUACUCGACCUAGCCACAUUCCAGCUCCUGGUAAUGUACGACCGACUCUACACCCACUUUACAGGACUGUAACAUCACCUCAGAAUACAAACUCCAGUAGAUCGUCUCAGACCACCACACCGGCGACAUCGCCUCAGAAGCAAAAAGGCGACUACUUUUCACUCAUACACAGACGACCUAAAGCUUCCAUGCCUCCACCUCUCAAUUUAUCUCCGACCAAACUCGGCCCUCUGAUGCCUGAUCUCCUGACACCGCCCCCCGACAUGCCACUUCCCGACGUCCCUAGCGAGCGUCAACCAAAAAGAUCUCCUCUGCAUUUCCCAUCACAUCUACCCUGGUCGCCCUUUGAAAAGAAGUCACGCGGACUACCCAGCAAAUCUGGCUGGAUAAGCGCUGCCUCAUUGAGUUCCAGCUCGACCGGGCCCGAGAAGAUGAUUCCUGGAGAGAUGAAUUGGAUCUGAGAUAUCUUGGUAUUCUUUGCAUUUGUUUUUCUACAACUAUUUAUUAUACAAAGGCCUUUUUCAUACACUACGCACAAACACUUUUCUAUCUGAGUUUUCCAUAUCAUCUGACCUUGGUUCAUCUAAACUUCGCAAUCUCUGCACCGAUUCAUCGUGUUUGGAUUCACUAUUUCCUCUCUGAACAUGGUAGGUAGUUGUUUCCCUUGUGAGUCGGUGGUUCUUUCCUUGUUGGUCGGUGGUUACUUCUUUCUUUUAAUUCGUCGGUUAGUCGGACGCUCCUUCUGUGUUGUUGGGUCGUUCCUUUCUUUCUCUUGAAUGCUUCUCAGAAUGUAAAUUCCUC